Apus apus (common swift) is the source of this 2853-nucleotide messenger RNA. It is a transcript of the gene KATNA1, whose product is annotated as katanin catalytic subunit A1. The transcript has 11 exons. Gene Ontology annotation, molecular function: microtubule binding; microtubule severing ATPase activity; ATP hydrolysis activity. NCBI's taxonomy places the organism in Eukaryota, Metazoa, Chordata, Aves, Apodiformes, Apodidae. Gene Ontology annotation, biological process: microtubule severing. Gene Ontology annotation, cellular component: microtubule cytoskeleton. The record is from RefSeq and is a predicted model, not a curated record. The coding region runs from base 1229 to 2713 and encodes 494 amino acids.
CAUUUCCAGAUGAAAACUACUCUUCCAAGCUUUUUUUUUUUUUUUCCCUUGGAUAUUUAGGCAGAAUUGCUGUUCUGCUUGGAUUGCUCUACAGCACUCUGUAAAAAAAGAAAAAGUAAUCUGUGACUUAUCUCUGUGUUUGAAAAUCUAGUUUGUCUGUAGUAACUUGCUAUUACUUGAUUUUUAAAGUGUUUAUUAGCAUCUUGCUCAACUUGUGAUUUCGGUAGUGUUAGUCAUCGGUUUGAAUUCUCAGGACAGGCAAACAGGUGUAUCUGGUAGGAUGAGCAGGAGUGGAAAAGCUUGCUCCUAAAUAUAGCAGGGAAAACUUUUUGGUAAUAUCUGUGUGAUGAUCCAUGGAGCAGUUGACAAACAUCUUCAGGCUCUUUCUCCUGAGAUAAAAACCAACAAAACUCCCAAGUCAAACAAUGUCUCCAAAGCCUAAUGAGGCUGGUGUUAUGGUAGUCUUUGUAGUUACUGGUCACAUUAACUAUAUCAGCUUGUAGACACUGUUUUGGCCAGCUCAGCAAGUCUCUGGCCCCAGCAAAAUUACAUAGUGUAUGUUCUUUAUGAUAGCAGGUUUCCAGACUCAACCCCACAGGCUGCUUCUGCAUGCAUAGGUGUGGGCUGUCACAGGUCUGUUGCAGUUGGGCUGCAACUUUUCACAGCAGCUACCUGCUUUAAGGGGAGCUAGGGAAGGAAGAGCAAGGAAGGAAAAAGAUGUUGGCUCAGAAAUAGAUCAGCUUUGUGUCUGUGCAUAAAGCUGCUUGGGAAGGAGACAGAAAAAGGACUGGGAGUCUUAAAAUGUAUUAUUUGUGCUUAGCCAGCCCCUCUUUACAAUGGGGAGACAAUAUUUGAGCAAUAGAUUGUCUGGUGUGCGCAAAGCUUCUGAAACCUAUGGCAGUGCAUCCGAGCUUUACCAUGACCCGGUCUUGAAAUGUGUUCGGUCUUAAGCCUGUUUAUUGCGCAUGUGAGUUUAGUACUUCUCACAUUCUUUAAAUAGUUGAUCUGUAUCAAGUGUGCUUCAUCCCAGGGCUUAGCUGUAAUUGCUUGUCUGCAAUUGCCUCUUACUGGUACUGGGUGCAGGCACUGAAAUGAGAGCAAGACGACUCUGCAGGCAUGUUUGUUUGCUUAUUUUUAUGUUUUCUGUGCUUGGUUCUAGGAAACUAGGAGGAGAGUGGGGCAGUUCUUGGUGUGCAAGAGACAGGAAAAGUGGACACAGUGCAGCUUCAUGUUGAACAUGAGCCUUGUUAUGAUCACUGAGAAUGUAAAGCUGGCUCGUGAAUAUGCUUUACUGGGAAAUUAUGACUCUGCAAUGGUCUACUACCAGGGAGUUCUUGAUCAAAUUAAUAAGUACCUCUACUCAGUCAGAGAUACGAAUCUGCAACAGAAAUGGCAACAGGUUUGGCAGGAGAUAAGUGUGGAAGCUAAGCAUGUGAAAGAUAUAAUGAAAACACUAGAGAGUUUUAAACUAGACAAUACUCCAUUGAAAGCUUCACAAGAAUUACCAGCUCAUGAUGCAGAAGUCUGGUCUUUGCCAGUACCUGCUGAACGUAGACCUUCGCCAGGAGCCAGAAAACGUCAGUCUGCUCAGUGCAGUGAUUGCAGAGCUCACAACAAUCGUUUAAGUGCAGCUGUCAGAGGAUCUCACCGUCCAUCCUCUCGAAAUCCCAAUGAUAAAGGGAAGGCAGUCCGCAGCCGGGAAAAAAAGGAUCAGCAAAAUAAAGGAAAAGAGGAGAAGAACAAAUCCACAUCUGAGAUUUCAGAGUCUGAACCAAAGAAAUUUGACAGUACUGGAUAUGAUAAAGAUUUAGUAGAAGCUUUGGAAAGAGAUAUAAUUUCUCAGAAUCCCAACAUUAGAUGGGAUGACAUUGCUGAUUUAGUAGAAGCCAAAAAGCUGCUUAAGGAAGCUGUAGUUUUACCAAUGUGGAUGCCAGAGUUUUUUAAGGGAAUUAGAAGACCAUGGAAGGGUGUGCUGAUGGUUGGUCCUCCUGGUACUGGAAAGACCCUCCUGGCAAAGGCUGUAGCCACUGAAUGCAAGACUACUUUUUUCAAUGUUUCUUCUUCAACACUUACCUCAAAAUACAGAGGAGAAUCUGAGAAACUUGUUCGUCUGCUGUUUGAAAUGGCUCGAUUUUAUGCCCCUACAACUAUUUUUAUUGAUGAGAUAGACUCGAUCUGUAGUCGCAGGGGAACCUCAGAGGAGCAUGAAGCUAGCCGACGUGUGAAAGCAGAACUGCUAGUUCAAAUGGAUGGUGUUGGAGGGGCUACGGAAAAUGAUGAUCCUUCUAAAAUGGUUAUGGUACUUGCUGCUACUAAUUUUCCUUGGGAUAUUGAUGAAGCCCUAAGGCGGAGACUAGAAAAGAGAAUUUACAUUCCUUUACCAUCAGCAAAAGGUAGAGAAGAACUCCUAAGAAUAAAUCUACGAGAGCUGGAACUGGCUGAUGACGUUGACCUUGCAAAUAUAGCUGAGAAAAUGGAGGGUUAUUCAGGUGCAGACAUUACCAAUGUAUGCAGAGACGCAUCAUUGAUGGCAAUGAGGAGACGCAUUGAAGGCUUGACACCAGAAGAAAUAAGAAAUCUUUCCCGAGAUGACAUGCACAUGCCAACAACUAUGGAAGACUUUGAAAUAGCUUUGAAGAAGGUUUCUAAAUCUGUAUCUGCUGCGGACAUUGAGAAAUAUGAGAAAUGGAUAGCUGAAUUUGGAUCAUGCUGAGUUGUCUUAUCUUGAAGAAGCCACCUUACGUCUUAAAAGAGCUCUAGAAGUAAUGAGUAGUGUGUCAGUGCACUGCGUGCUCUUUUUAACUUGUAAUUUAAGAGCAACAGAUGUCUAAAUAAAUUUUUUUGAAAUUCAAA